CCCGCCCUCUGCCAUUGAGCGCAAAACCGCAAACAACGCCAAGCAUCCUUUUCCCUCUGACCAACUGGACAGCAUCACCCCCUCCACCACAUUGCGCCUAUAGUCAGUCAGUUUUACUUCGGCAAAUAAACAUCCGCAUUAGCUUCGGCAGUACAGGCACUUUUUGUUACCAAGCAAUCCUAAAACAUCGUUUGCGCAUCCUGACGUGAUCGCGGGGAGUGACCAAACUGAGGGGGAAAAAAAAGAGUCAAAACAAAUCGCCCCCGACCGUGAACAAGCAAACCAAAAGAAGCAACUCUUCCGCGAGGCUACCAAGAAAAUCAGACGUCAAAAGUCAGGAUGGACGCCAAGUGGAUAGACUGGUCCAAGACGACGCGGUCUAAGGACUACCGCGGUUCCAGCUCGUUUGCGACCUUUAUGAUAAUAGGGCCCGUCUGCUUCUUCCUAGGCAUCCUCUUCGCCUCGUUCCCCUACGACUUUCCGCUCCUGUGGACCUCGGACCCGGUCCCCCCGUCCUACUACGACCAGCUGGCAACGCACCUGCGCUUCAUGCACGCGGCGCCGCCGCUCAUCUCGCGCGUGCUCAACAUUGUCGUCUUUGUCGGCUUCUGCGGCUUCUUCGCCAAGCUGUUCCGGCCGUCCGAGGCCAACGUGCUCUUUGACGGCUCGUCGCUCGUCCUCUACGUCAUCGGCGUGGGCAUCUACCUGGCCAACAUCGUCAAGGGCCUGCGCGACGUCACGGCCGACGUGUGGGGCGCCGACGGCAAGGGUACCCUCAACCACGAGGGCCCCAUCUCGGGAGAGGUCAAGCUGAGCAGGGAGGAUUCGCUCAAGGUCCUGAGCGCUAGCAACACCAUCCUCGCCCUUGUGCUUGUGGGUGUCCUCGUCCUCCAGGCGGGCGAGUGGUACGCCGAGCGCAAGGAGGCUGAUGAUGAGGAGGUCAGGGAGGCUGGGGACAAGAAGACGGCUGCUAGCAAGAAGAAGCAGUGAACUUGGGCGGGUAUAGAAAGGUGGGUUGAGAGUUGUGGUUGCUCAACGUCGCUUUGAGGGCCUUUGUUGGAUCUACCUUUCCUUGGUGUCCCCAGUUGUCAUCCCCUGGAUGCAUAUACAGCAGGUUACCUCAUGCUGUGCUACUGUGCUGAGAAAGUACAGGUACAUAGGUAAUCCGGAUUCCAGCACUAUCUUGUAGGAUUGUUGUUCAUCAUGCGCAAAUGCAUCCAGUCUAUCGGUCAGGUCAAUAAUGGAAACCGUGGAGAUCACGUAUUUGAAGUCUUCACUCGUGUCUACCCGUACCAUGAUCCACGGGAAAUUCACCAUGGGCUGGUCACCCAGCAAUUGUGUCGAGGCUCUCUUGAAAGUUACAAGAUGUGGCUCGCAAGGACCGUUUCCCACCUAGCAGUUUCAGUGUCAUAGCUCGGACUUUUUGUACUUGAAAAACGUAUCAAUGGAUACGAAAGAGAUUAUAUAUAUCGUCUAGAUACAUUUGAAUAUUCAAGAUAAGAAAGUGGUAUCUGGUUUAAGCCAAGGAACGCC
Molecule: messenger RNA, 1533 nt
Organism: Pyricularia oryzae 70-15
Lineage: Eukaryota; Fungi; Ascomycota; Sordariomycetes; Magnaporthales; Pyriculariaceae
Product: ER membrane protein SH3
Exons: 2
Coding region: 340-990 (216 amino acids)
Biological process (GO): endoplasmic reticulum to Golgi vesicle-mediated transport
Cellular component (GO): endoplasmic reticulum membrane
Source: RefSeq, a predicted model, not a curated record